AUGGGAAACCGGAAGAGAAAGCUCAGUUCUGAUCACUCAGAAGCCCCCGGUGAUAGAGCUCCCGAGGCGAUACCUCAAGUCCACGUCGAUAACCCAAGCACCGACGGCUCCAACGGCAAUGCGACAAAGAAGCGGAAGAGAGUAGAUGGAGAGAAGGUGAAAUACCCAGAUCUUUCCUACUCUGAUGGAAAGUUGCAGUCGUCAAUCCGAAUUUCAGACCUGCAGGGACUACUUCUCUACUGCUUUGCUGACGGAAUUGCACCACAAUGGAUCUCGAUGAAGCAUUCUGGCCAUGUGCGCAAGGUGGUUGUACUGAUGGUACCUGGACUCGAGAUGGGCAUGUUCGAUAAGACCAUUCCUAUUGAACCGACUGAAAACGAAGAGGAGUCGAAAGCCAAGGAAGUGCCACCCACGGAACCACUCCAAGACGAUCGGGCCGUCGAUUUUGAACGAUGGAAACAAGGGCUCCCACAGGAAGACCGUUCGCACCGCUUCAAUCCUCGUCCUCUCGCGCGUGAAACCCUUCCUCAACCCCUUCAACAUUUGGCAGACAUAUUCCCUCACAUUUGGCCCGUUAAGGCGCCAGGUGACAACAAAUAUAACAAGGUCCACUCGCCUUUGCAGGCCAUUUUGCUGUCCGCGGCUCCCAAAUCCAAAAAUGACGAGUCCCGUGGAAAAGGUCCUCGCCCUGCCAAAGUGGAAAAAAACUUUGUUCCCCAGCGGACGCCCAUCAUCAAAUUUGUCACCAGCCGCGAAGAUCUUGAAGACAGCGACUACAUCCUGCAUCCCGCAUUUUUCACAUUGGAGGAGAGGUCUUCCCAAGCUGAGGCCCGUCAACGAGGUGGAACUGCAGCAGAAGAUGGAUGGGUGGAUACUGAAGUGCCAACGCUGGAAUCUGCCGAGGUGCCUGAUGCGGAGAUUGAAAAGGGCAGCAUGACUGCUGGACGGGAUGUUUUCGCCCUUGAUUGUGAAAUGUGCAUUACAGAAGGGGGUCAGUCUGAACUGACGCGGAUCAGCAUGGUUAACUGGGACGGCGAAGUGGUCCUGGACGAGCUCGUCAAACCAGAUCGACCUGUUAUCAACUACCUGACGCGCUUCUCCGGAAUCACACCAGAAAUGCUGGAACCUGUGACAACAACCCUUGCCCAAAUUCAACAGCGACUCCUGGCACUUCUUACACCGCGGGCCAUCCUCGUGGGACACUCUCUUAACUCCGAUCUCACUGCCCUGAAACUGGUUCAUCCCUUCAUCGUCGACACCAGCAUCAUCUACCCACACCCACGCGGUCCACCUUUGAAGUGCAGUCUGAAAUGGCUGACCCAGAAGUACAUGAACAAGCAGAUCCAAAAUGGGAUGGCCGGUCACGACUCUAUUGAAGAUGCCCGUGCUGUUCUGGAGCUGGUUAAGUUGAAGUGCGAGAAAGGCGAACGCUGGGGCACCAGUGAUUCCUCCAACGAAAGCAUCUUCCGUCGUCUUGCACGCUCUGUUCGCCCAGCCUAUGUUCCUCGUCCAGGCGAAGAACGAACCGGCGCUGUGGUCGAUUGGGGAAAUCCUGAACGUGGGUUUGGCUCACAAGCAACGGUUUGCAUUGGAUGCCGAGAUGAUGAUGAGGUGGUGAAUGGUGUCUCCGCGGUGAUCAAUGGCGACGAGUCAAAUGUUUCCAUUCCUGGCGGUGGUGUAGACUUCGCUUGGGCUCGUAUCCGCGAGCUCGAGUACCUCCGUGGCUGGUGCAAUCGCAUGCCUGACCCGAAGAACGCCAAUGAGUCUACGGGUCUUAUUCCUCCGCCAGAAGAAACCACACCUAUGACGGGCACUGGCACCGAGGUAGCAGACCUCCCACAGCCUGACGUUCUGGCUCAGACGGUUUCAAAAACCGUAUCCCACAUCUCGCGCAUCUACGACUCACUUCCCCCGUGUACACUCUUCGUGGUUUAUUCUGGAACUGGAGACCCACGUGAAGUGAGCCGGUUACAGAACAUUCACAAGCAACAUCGGGAGGAGUUCAAAUCCGGCAAGCCAUGGGACUCUCUGACUUACAAAUGGACCGACACCGAGGAGCAAUUGCUGAAGAAAGCGUGCGAACGUGCGCGUGAGGGCUGUGGCUUCAUGUGUGUGAAAUGA
This is a messenger RNA of Penicillium nucicola, 2121 nucleotides long. RefSeq names its product RNA exonuclease. Gene Ontology annotation, cellular component: nucleus. NCBI's taxonomy places the organism in Eukaryota, Fungi, Ascomycota, Eurotiomycetes, Eurotiales, Aspergillaceae. Gene Ontology annotation, molecular function: nucleic acid binding; exonuclease activity. The record is from RefSeq and is a predicted model, not a curated record. The transcript has a single exon. The coding region runs from base 1 to 2121 and encodes 706 amino acids.